CGACGAUACGAGACGACACGAGAGUAGUGGCUCUCUGGUGCCCCGACGAUUACCGGGCGACCGACCCAAAAAUCUUCAAAAUUUCACCUGUGGGAGGCACGCACCAUCCGUGACCUUAGAUGAGUCUGGCGCGUGCAGGUUAUGAGGCCCCUCAUCUUAUGCCGUCCCCAGCUAGAGGUUGCCACGGCAACGACCCAGCAUCCCGCUCGGGGUCAUCGUAGAGGCUUUCGGACAAACAAAUGACAGCACAGUUCAGAGCUGCAAAAACUCCUUUUAGUCUAGUCGGAUUCAGCGAGGAGUCACAGGAACCCAAGUCAGACUUCAUCUGCUGAUCAGAGUAAGACUUUUUCUCAUCGUUACUCAAAAAUGGACAUCUUGUACCAACUCAGUUUGGCCGUGAUGCUAUGGCGACUGGCGUCUCUGGCGACGGCGGGCCAGACCAACGAGCGGCGCGUCGUGGCCCACAUCCCCGGUGACAUCAUCAUCGGAGCCCUCUUCUCCGUGCACCACCAACCACCGGCCGACAAGGUGCACGAGCGUAAAUGCGGGGCCGUCCGGGAGCAAUACGGCAUCCAGCGAGUCGAGGCAAUGAUGCACACGCUGGACCGAAUCAACGCAGACCCAAAAAUCCUCCCCAACGUCACGCUAGGCUGCGAGAUCCGAGACUCCUGCUGGCAUUCGGCUGUCGCCCUGGAGCAAAGCAUCGAGUUCAUACGGGACUCGCUCGUCGCCGCCGACGACGCCGAUGAGGCUGGGGGCGGGACCAGGUGCGCUGACACGGGAGCCACGCCUAUGAAAGGGAAGAAGCCGAUUGUGGGGUUAAUCGGUCCGGGUUCGAGUUCUGUGGCCAUUCAAGUGCAGAAUUUGCUGCAGCUGUUUAACAUUCCACAGAUCGCGUACUCCGCCACCAGCAUGGACCUCAGUGAUAAAUCACUUUAUAAAUACUUCAUGAGGGUCGUGCCUUCAGACGCCCAGCAGGCUAGAGCGAUGGUGGACAUAGUGAAGAGAUACAACUGGACUUACGUUUCCGCCAUCCAUACUGAGGGUAACUAUGGUGAGAGUGGGAUGGAGGCGUUUAAGGAGAUGUCAGCGAAAGAAGGGAUUUGUAUUGCUCACUCAGAUAAAAUCUGGAGUAACGCCGGCGAGCAAAACUUUGACCGUCUUCUGGUGAAACUGCGCAAAUAUUUGCCCAAAGCUCGUGUGGUGGCCUGUUUCUGUGAGGGGAUGACCGUACGUAACAUCCUCAUGGCCAUGAGACGGCAAAGCCUCGUCGGAGAGUUUCUAUUGGUUGGCAGCGACGGGUGGGCGGACCGUUAUGAUGUCACUGACGGGUACGUGCGAGAGGCCGCCGGCGGGAUAACAAUAAAGCUGCAGUCAGCGGAUGUGAAGUGGUUCGACGAUUAUUACCUGAAGCUACGACCCGACAACAAUCCACGAAAUCCGUGGUUCCCUGAGUUCUGGCAGCAUCGCUUUCAAUGCAAACUGAAAGGACAUCCGCAGGAGAACCUCAAAUAUAAUCGAACCUGCAGCAAGCGAGAUUCUCUACGGCAGCAGUACGCUCAGGACACCAAGAUGGGUUUCGUGAUAAAUGCGAUAUACAGUAUGGCUCAUGGGCUUCAUAAUAUGCAGAAAUCUUUGUGUCCCGGUACGGUGGGGUUGUGUGAUGCAAUGAGACCCAUCGACGGUGCCAAACUACUUGAUUUCCUCAUGAAGACCAACUUCACCGGAGUGACCGGGGAAAACAUUUAUUUUGACGAGAACGGAGAUUCACCUGGAAGCUAUGUGAUCAAGAAUUUUAAGAAGAUGGGGAAAGAUUAUUACGACUACAACAACGUAGGCAGCUGGGACAGCAGUGGACUGCAGAUCGAUGAUGAUGAGAUCUGGCCCAACAAAGAUGACAUCAUCAAAUCUGUGUGUAGUGAACCCUGUGAUAAAGGUCAAAUCAAGGUGAUUCGUAAAGGUGAGGUGAGCUGCUGUUGGACUUGUACUCCCUGUAAAGACAACGAGUUUGUUUUUGAUGAGUACACCUGUCGAGCGUGUGAGCUGGGAUCUUGGCCCACCGAUGACCUCACAGGGUGUGACCCAAUCCCAGUGAAGUAUUUGAGGUGGGGAGACCCCGAGCCCAUCGCCGCCGUAGUCUUCGCCUGUUUGGGCCUGAUGGCCACGUUUUUCGUCACCUCCAUCUUUAUCAUCUACCGCGACACCCCGGUGGUGAAAUCGUCCAGUCGUGAGCUCUGCUACAUCAUCCUGGCGGGAAUCUGUCUGGGAUAUCUCUGCACAUUCUGUCUUAUCACCAAACCUCAGGUGAUUUACUGCUACCUGCAGCGUCUCGGCAUCGGCCUGUCUCCCGCCAUGAGCUACUCCGCCCUCGUCACCAAAACCAAUCGCAUCGCUCGGAUUCUUGCCGGCAGCAAGAAGAAAAUAUGCACCAAGAAACCUCGUUUCAUGAGCGCAUGCGCCCAGCUGGUCAUCGCCUUCCUCCUGAUCCUUCUGCAGCUGGGCAUCAUCGUGGCGCUCUUCGUAAUGGAGCCUCCCGACGUCAUCCACGACUACCCGUCUAUCCGAGAGGUCAACCUGAUCUGUAACACCACUAACCUGGGUGUGGUGGCGCCGCUGGGGUACAACGGUCUGCUUAUCAUGAGCUGCACCUUUUACGCGUUCAAGACGCGCAACGUUCCGGCGAAUUUCAAUGAGGCGAAGUACAUCGCCUUUACCAUGUACACCACUUGCAUCAUCUGGCUGGCGUUCGUGCCCAUUUACUUCGGUUCCAACUACAAGACCAUCACGAUGUGCUUCUCUGUCAGUCUGAGCGCCACCGUCGCUCUGGGCUGCAUGUUUGUGCCAAAGGUUUACAUCAUCCUCGCUAAACCAGAGAGAAACGUACGAAGCGCCUUCACGACAUCGACGGUGGUGCGCAUGCAUGUCGGGGAUGGAAAAUCGUCAUCCGCAGCCAGCCGCUCCAGCAGCCUGGUCAACCUCUGGAAAAGACGAGGCUCAUCCGGAGAGACGCUCAGCUCUAAUGGAAAGUCGGUGACUUGGGCUCAGAAUGAGCGCAGUUCCAAGGGCAGCCACCUGUGGCAGCGUCUCUCCUUCCACAUCAAGAAACGCGAGAGCAACCAGACCGCCGUCAUCAAACCAUUCUCCAAGACCUCAGAAGGGCGAUAUUGCGGUGGGACGGACAUUAACACCGAAAACAUUAACAACAAAAUGCUCUAUGAGGUCAGAGAGACGGAGGAGCGCUAUCCAAUCGGGUACCCCCCUCAGACGCCAUCGCCCAUCAGCACUGUGACCCAGAGAGCCAGCAUGACUUUAGCGCAGAGCGCAGCGGGCGACGCGCAGGUCAUGAGCGUCUCCACAUACAUGUGUCAACCUUCGCACCGCGGUAACGUAACCCGCGGAAGUGCAUCGCAGGGUUCGCUGAUGGAGCAGAUCAGCUGCGUGGUUAACCGGUUCACCGCCAACAUCAGUGAGCUCAAUAGCAUGAUGCUCACAAAUUCUCCACCGGGGAGCACUGCGGGUCUACCCACCAGCGCUUCCGCGCACGCACACUCCGCCGCGCUGGAUCCCUGUUGUCCUCCGGCGUACCGACUCUCACGAGAAAUUUCCAUGCCGACCACCAUGACCACAUAUGCAGAGGUCCAGCCCCUCCCACCAGUGGAGUCUAACGUAAGCCGUCCUGUCCCGCCCUGCCCCUCAUUGCGGAUCAAAUCCUCGCCUACGUCCAGCGGGAAGGAGCUCACAGUGGCCGCGGCAUCGGGGCGGCCCGAGUCUCCAUCUAUUCAGCCGGAGCUUGACGAACUGCUGCCGCUUACCCCGCCCUCCCCCUUCAGGGACUCAACCGGCUCUGGCAGCGGUUCGGAUGUCGAAACUGUCCCUACACCUAAAUACGAGUGCCUAGUGCUCCGACACUACAGCCAGAGUUCCUCUUCAUUAUAGGACCGACAAGAGUCCUAUAUAAGAACAAGUCUGCCGUAAUAAACGUAGACAAACAGGAGUCAGCGCUUCGAUGUGUGUGUGUUUACAUGUUCUCACUUUUGGACCGAAGGCGAAACCUUACGGAGAAAAAUCUCCAACAUCAGACCUGCAGUAGAAUCACAAAAGUGUAUAAUCGUUCGUAGUUUGGAGUCCUGUUGGUCUGUAUUGUAGUGGCCUUAAACAAACAUGGCUUUCAUCUAAUUAGUGCUGUUUCGACAAGGACGUGGACGUGUUGGUGCGUCCCCGAAGGUGGACGAGCUCGUGUGAAAAUCCACCUGUGUCGCAGGGACGUUCCCAGUGUACAAGCAAACAGUAAAUUAUAAAGGGCUGGAUAAAGACUAGAAAAGGGAAAAGCUUGUAUAAUUACAUGUUGAAUAAUCGCACACGCACACUGUUGAAAGAGUCUGAGGUGAUGUCCCUGGAGAUUUCUGUAUCUUUAAUCAAAGUGCUCUGUUUGAUGUGUCAGUACAAACAGACGCUGGUUUGAGAGAUUCUGACAGCGACGUUGUUUUCAGUCUUAACCUUUUUCCCGUCUGUCUGUCUUUACUGGGGAUCAAACUGAUGGAUGAAUCUCACAGAAACAGGUAAUGAUGUCUCCUUUUUACCCCAACAUCAAAAUAUUUUUUUGCACUGCACAAUGAUAACCAUUAUUAAAUGAAUGCAAAAAUACUCCUGUAUAGCUCAAUGGGAGCAUGGCAUUAGCAGUGCAAAAGUAAUCGGUUCGAACCCAAAGAAAACACAUGCUCAUAAAAAAUGUAUAACUUGUAAUGCACUGCAAGUCAAUCGGAUAAAACCAUCUGCCAAUUCAAAAAUGUAAAAUUUAGGGGCGGUUCUAGGAUUCCGUUCUUAGUGUGUGUUCACACCGCCACCGGCGAGAGCGUCAAAAAAAAAACUGGCUGCCCUGUCAAUGACGCUAUAGAAAAAGCAUAGUGGAUGCUCUGACACUCGAAUACAUUAUCUGGAAUCCUCUCAGGUGGAGGUUUACGCCUUCUGAUUGGUUGCCGCCGAAUGUUUCCAACUUCUGAUUGGUUGCCGCUGAACUGCGUCAUAGCUCAUUACCAUAAAGUUGAGCUGAUUUCAACUUUCCUCGACAGUCACACCGUACAUGACGCCCCACGCCGAUGGUUCUCACUGAAAAUUAAUGACUUCAGGCCACUUUGACGCUCUCGCCGUAUAAAUGCACAGUUAGGGGGGUUUAGCCCUCAGUGAUGAUGUGAAGAGAGCAUUGUGAUGCCAUUUUAUAAAUUGGGAGCAGUAUUAUUAUGUUAAUAAAGUCAUAUAGGCUACAUAUAUUACUGCUCCAUACAGUUUCAAGCCCUUAUGAUUUUUGAUUUAUCUUAAUAACGUAAGUAAUGGUAAGAAAAACUCUUACUGUGCGUUCACACCACACGUGAAUGAAACAAAUAAAUUGCGGCAUUCGGGCGUAGUUGGACGCUUGAACAAUUUGAGUUAACUCGCUUUAUUCAAGUGUAAAAUUUGGGCCAUUUGUGUGUGAAAUUAAGACUUGUAGUCUCAAUAUAUAUUAGCUCAAAUUGAGUAAAGAGCAUUUUUUACAACUUAACAGAUUGUAACUCACUUCUUCCAAACAAGAAGUUUCUAUAAAAACAAGUGUUUCUAUAAAAAUACGAAGAUGUGUCGUACAGCUCCGGGUGUCCACAUACAGCGGCAAUGAUUGUGUCCUUCAUUGCUAUUUUGUAUUUCUGCCUCUGAGCGCUACAUCAUAAUCAUGUCACUACUAGAGCAAGUUUCUGAUUGGUUUACGCGGUGCGAAUAUCUGCCAAAGUUUACACUUUUCAACUUACGCGAUUCACACCUCGUAAACUUGUUAUUUUUUCUCAUCGAAAUGUCCUGCAUUUUGCGUUAUUUUCAUUAUUAUUUUUGAAACGAUAAUUUUUACAAAUAAAUAAAACUGAAAAAUAUAUUAGAUAGUUUAAGAUAAUUAUUUUAUUUUACAAUUUGGCUAAACAUUAUUUAUGGUGGCUAAGAAGACAGCAGGGUUUCCCGCAGCACUUUUCAGUUCGGGCGGCCCGCCUAAGCCGGGGAAACCCUACCGCCUUAACUAGGUCGUUAAAAAAAAAAUCGUUGCAAAAAAGGCAGUCAAGUGCAUCUCGGAGAAUAGCGCGGACGCUCUUCAGCACGCGCG
This is a messenger RNA of Paramisgurnus dabryanus, 6118 nucleotides long. It is a transcript of the gene grm5b, whose product is annotated as glutamate receptor, metabotropic 5b. Gene Ontology annotation, molecular function: G protein-coupled receptor activity. Gene Ontology annotation, cellular component: membrane. Gene Ontology annotation, biological process: G protein-coupled receptor signaling pathway. NCBI's taxonomy places the organism in Eukaryota, Metazoa, Chordata, Actinopteri, Cypriniformes, Cobitidae. The record is from RefSeq and is a predicted model, not a curated record.